CCUACAAAUAUAAUCUAUGGUUCUGAUAUAUUUUAUUUGAAAAGUUAAAUUUUUUCUCCUUAUCCUUACAUCAAUACAAUUCGUUGGAAGUUGGAAAACAUUUAUAAUUUAAUUUUUUUUACAUCAGUAAAGUUAUUACUUUAUUCUCUUCGAUUGUAAUUAUGUCUAUUAAAAUAUCUGAUAAUGAUUCACUAAAUGUUGGGUAAAAUUAAUUUUAUUAUUCUAAUGUAACUAAUUUUUUUUUUUAUUGAUUUUGGAAAACAUUAGUUUUUAUUAAUAUUCAUGAAAUUGCUUAAUAAUAUAUUAUUUUUAUAUUUAUUUUAGUAAUACAUAUAAAGUGGGCAACAAUGGUCAACUUAUAAAACUUGAACAAAAUAUUCUUGGCGCACAAACCUUGAUAGUUACUGAUGAUGAUGGAUCUCUUGAGUCAGCUGAUGAACAAACUACUGCUGCUGUUUUAGAACACGGUAAUCUAAGUGGGAUUGUUUUGGGCAAAACAAACGAUGCAAAUAUUACACAAUAUGAAAUAAGACCAAACAGCAAUUCAAGUUAGUAAUAAACAUUAACUAAAAUAUUAAUACAUUGAUUGUUUUAAACAACUAUACCUAUGUCUUCCUAUUUUGAAAUAUUUCUAAUUGCACAAAUAAUAUAAUUCAUGAAUGGAGUUAAAUUGUCAUACAUGAGUAUUUUUUUUUCAUAAAAAGUGUCUUGUUUAGUGAAAAUUACAUUUCAUAUAGUUUAUUAUUAAUUUUUGUGUAUUAAUAUGUAUAGCUAAUCAAUUGUACUACAACAAAGUUAUUAUUUUCAAUGUUUGAAACCACGCUUUAAAAUUGAUAUUACAUACUUAGUUUUAUUUUAUGAGUAUUAAUAAUUUUAAUAAAAAAAAACAGUUAAAAUAUUCUUAAAAUCUAUUUUUUAUUUUUUCAUUGGUCCAAUUUGGUAAAAUGAGCAUUCUGAAAUGAUGCUACUGCAUGAUAUGGUCAUUUAUAAUUUUUUUCCGUAUUGAUGGGGUAGUAUAUAAUGUCCGGACUAAUAAUUUACAUAUACCUAUGUGUAAAUUGUAAAAUAUAUACCUAAGUGCAUACUCAAAAAAUGUGACAUAAACCUUUGAGUAAACUUGCAUGUAUUUUUUUAAGUCUAAAGUUUAUAUGCUUCUAACAGUUUUCAGACAUAAAAUAUAAACACUUAGUAUUAAUUCAAUCUUAUUGUCCCAUAAGUUUAGUCUAAAAUAAGAUUGUAAUUAUGUAAAAACAAUAUUUCAAUCAUAUUAUAAUUAAUAUUAAAUAAUGAGCAAACAUUAAUCAAUCCAUAAUUAUUAAUAUGUGGAAAAAUUAUGAAAUUUUUAUACUUUAUGGGUAUCUGUUACCCAUUUUUUUAUAGCUCAAUUUUAUGUCGUGCAACCAAUUAAUGAUUUAUUUACAACUACAACAACAGUUAAAAGACCAAUUGUUCCACUUAAUAGUGAAAUAUCUAGAAAUAAACGAGUUGAUCGUACUAUUGUAUCAGUGAGUACAUUCAUAUAAUGUAAAUUUCUAAAUUUAAAACUUCAGUGUUUAAAACUAAUUUAAGAUUUAAAUGAAUAAUAAAUAAUGUUUAAAGAGAGAUGCUAAAAGACGGUUAACACAUAAUGAAGUUGAACGUCGAAGACGUGAUAAAAUCAAUCAAUGGAUAAUGUAUAUGAGCAAAAUUAUACCAGAUUGUGCUGAAGAAAACAAAACUAAUUAUGAUAAUCAGGUAUGUAUUUUAAUUAAAAAUAAUAUCUUUUAUUCUUGAUUAGUUUACAUUAGCUAUUAUGUUAUUAGAAUAUGGGUUUUUUUUCUAUGAGUAUCAGGGUUGAACUGGCCUAUGGUGUAAAUGUGGAAUUGCAUAUUAGACCUCAACUGUGUGAGCUUUCUCUACAUUUUGAAAAUGUUAAAUUGUGGUAUAUGUGAUGAUAAAUAAAUGUGAAUAUAUUAAAAUAAACCAGUUAUAGACUCUUAUGAUGUCAUUAAAGUGAAGUGCCAUUAAUUGUUAUAAAUUGAAAAUAAAAAAAGAUUAUGAAAUCCAUUAUAACGAGGUCAAAAAUUAUGAAACUAUAGAAGUAAAUUCUCCAAAAAAAUCAUAUUUUUUAAAUACAUUGUAUUAUUUCUAAAAUAUUAUAUAAAUUUGUAAAACACUAGAAAAUCGUUACCAGCAGGUGUUCUAUGUGAAUGAUUUGUUUCAUGUUGAAAAUAUUUUCCGGUAGGUAAUUAGAUUUUCUGCGCAACUAGGAAUAUAUUAGUGUUACUAUGAUAUGAGCUUUUUAUUUUUAUGUCUAUUAACGGUUUUUCUAUCAGAAGUUUUGUUCCAAUCAAAAAGUGAUAAGAGAUUUUGUAACAUUGUGGAUCUAGUUGGUGCAUUGAGGAGGUCAUUUUUUGAUUUUCCAAGGAAUUUUAAUAAUUGAGAUAAACCAGAAAAAUCAUAUAAGAAAAACUGACAAAUUAAAGGUAAUAAAAGUUUCAUUAUUUCUGAUUUUGAUUUUCUGACAGAAAUCUUAAUUCAAAUUUCAAGUGUAACAUCUUUUUGAAAGAAAAUUUUGUCUAGUUGGUUCAUUUGAAAGUUGAUUUGAUUUUUCAUUCUUAAUAUUUGGGAAAAAAUAAGGACAUUUUAUAUUUUUCAGUAUUUUUGUUUUAUUAUAAUUCAAUUAAAAAAAAUCAUAGAAAUCUGAAAUAUUGAUAAUACUUAUAUUAGACUUUUCUAAACAAUUUCAAAAUAUUCUGGUUUUUUGAAUUAUAAAUAUUUGUCAUUGAUGAGUUUUAAUUUGGUCAUUUGAUUUGUCAGCAAUGAUUUAUCAUUGUGUACAGAUAUAAUUCUAUAACUAUAAAACACAAAUACAGUAGUUAAAAUGCCUUUUAUAGUAUAAUAUUAUGCAUUUUAGAGCAAAGGUGGAAUUUUAGCAAAAGCAUGUGAUUACAUUAAUGAAUUAAAAUCAACUAAUCAGAGACUAAUGGAUUGUGUGAAACAAAUGGAAGCUGUUAAUAGGCAUAAUGCUGAACUAAGAAUGGAAAAUGAUGAAUUGAGAGGAUUAUUAUCUCAACAUGGAUUAUUAUCUGAAAGGUACUACAUUAAUAUUUAAUACCUAUUUUACAAUAUUUUAAUUCUGAUAUCAUUGGCUUUAAAUUUUGGAUUAAUUAUAAUAAAUUAAAAUAUAGGUAAAUAUCUACAAUUAAAUUAAAUAAAUAAAAAUUUAACACCAAAUUUAUGUAUAUAAAUAGUUUUAUUAUAAUUAAACAACUUUAUUAAUAAAAUAUUAUGCUUUUUUAGUUUUGUUUCUAGAGAUGGUGAUUCAUCAUGAGAAUUAUAAUUCUAAGAAGUUAUAAAUUAUGUUAAUUGAUUUAAACUUAUUCUUCAUUACUAUAUACGACAUUUUCGUAAAACUGAAGAGACCAAUAUUUUAUAAAUUUUAAAUGUUUAACAAUAUUGGCUAUUUGGAAUAUUUUCUAAAAUAUAUUUUGUUAUAAUUAGAAAUAGGUGAUUUGUUAUAUCCAGUAUGUACACAAAUGCAUUAUAAAAUUAAUGAUCAAAAGCAAAAGAAAAUAUGCUUAAUUAUUUAAUUGUUAUUAGUUAUCAUCUAGUAUCUAUAAUAAAUUGUACUUAAUUCUUAAAACAGUUUUAUUAUGUGUUAUUAGGUUAAUUACAUAAUGAAUACAAGUCAAACAAUGUAGAAUUUAAAAGGUUAUUAGCAUAUAUUAUUAUAAUAUUGAUAGAACUAUAUACUAGUUUGUUGUUUAUGUAUAUUUUAUUUCUAGAUCAUAAACUAAUGAUAGGAGUCUGAUUUAUAACUAUAAUGUAUAAAUUCUUUAAAUAAGUGAUACAAAUUAUCAAUAUCAUUUUUUUUGUUUUAUAAUAUUAGUUUUAUUUUUAAUGUACUAUAAUUUCACAAUCAUUUUGUUAAAAAUCUAUUAAGUUUAUUUGAUAAUUUCUAAGUAAAUAAAUGUUAUAUUUUUAAUGAAAGCUAAACUCACACAGACUACUCAACAAUUAUUUGUUGACAGAUUUAACCACAUAUCCACAAUCUAGUUACACCUCAGUCACACCAUGUCCUACAUUCUAUUAUUAUUUCAGCAUAAUAACAAUAAAUAAAAUCUUUUGAUGGCAGUGAGUGCUUCAUAUGUUGUGCUCAACUUUUCUAACAACCACAAUUUUGUGUACUUAGAUAAUAUGUACUGGAAACUACUAACCAUGCGUAGCUUAGCCUUGCUACUAUGUCAAAUUUUUGUGCAUGUAUAACUAUGAAAAAAUGUGACUAAAUAUUAUGUAGGUUAGGUUCCCUAAUCUAAUCUUAUUUUUAAAUAUAAAUUACAAAUAAUGACUUACCUAUUUUAAAUGUAAAAACUGUACUAUUCUAUUAUAUUAUAAAAUAUUUUGUUGAUAAAAAAAAAUGUAAAAUGUAAAUAAUUAUUUUUUGGUAAUUUAUAUUUUAUAGCUGAUUGAUCAAUUAGC
Messenger RNA from Cinara cedri, 4461 nucleotides. The record is from the annotation of a GenBank genome assembly. NCBI's taxonomy places the organism in Eukaryota, Metazoa, Arthropoda, Insecta, Hemiptera, Aphididae.